Molecule: messenger RNA, 1461 nt
Organism: Schistocerca serialis cubense
Lineage: Eukaryota; Metazoa; Arthropoda; Insecta; Orthoptera; Acrididae
Product: ornithine decarboxylase 1-like
Exons: 8
Coding region: 1-1431 (476 amino acids)
Cellular component (GO): cytoplasm
Molecular function (GO): ornithine decarboxylase activity
Source: RefSeq, a predicted model, not a curated record
AUGCAGCUAGGAAAACUUGAUGAACGUAUUCAUGUCAUGGAUGCCAGUUCAAACGUCUGGAGCGUCAUAAAGGACAUUGCAGAGUCAGGAGUUCAAGAGGAAGCAUUCUACGUCUGUGACAUUGGUGACAUAAUAAGCAAACACAAGGAAUGGAAAAUUAAAAUGCCAAGAGUCCAGCCAUACUAUGCGGUGAAAUGCAACGACAGCCUCACUGUGAUUGAAGUACUGGCUGCACUUGGAACUUGUUUUGAUUGUGCUUCAAAGGCUGAAAUUGACAGAGUUCUUUCUGUUGGUGUCGACCCAAGCCAUAUUAUUUUUGCAAAUCCUGCAAAACCUGCAUCGCACAUCCGCCAUGCAGCAGCUGUAGGUGUUGAUCUGAUGACUUUUGACAGUGACUGUGAGCUCCACAAAAUCAAGACCCUAUUUCCUACUGCCAAGCUGGUGCUACGUAUCCGGUAUGAUGCUGCCGUGGCUCAGUGCCAGCUUGGGAACAAGUUUGGAUGUGAUCCAGACUCAGAUGCACCACGCCUUAUGAAACUGGCUCAGUCAUUGGACCUAGACAUUGUGGGCAUCAGUUUCCACGUCGGCUCUGGCUGUGACGAUCCACCAGUAUUCUACAAAGCCAUUUCUGCCGCUCGAAGACUUUUUGAUCUGGGGUCAGCUCUAGGGUUCUCCAUGAGUUUGCUUGAUCUUGGUGGUGGCUAUCCUGGCAACAAAGGUGCCCAUUUAGAUAAGAUUGCAGAGGUGGUGAACAGUGCCCUCGGCGAGUUCUUUCCUGAACCAGAUGUUCACGUAAUUGCGGAACCAGGACGGUAUUAUGUUGCCUCAGCAUACACCCUUGCUACAAAUGUUCAUUCCAAGAGAGAACUUAUCAACCCAAAGGAUGGAUCCAUCACAUCAGUCAUGUACUAUGUAAAUGAUGGCGUGUACGGCAGUUUUAAUUGCAUUCUCUAUGAUCACAUGAAAGUGACACCAGUGCCUCUCAAAGCACCUGGACUUGAAAUGCGUCAGUGUUCUGUCUGGGGACCAACUUGUGAUGGCCUGGAUCAAAUAGUUGAAUCUACUUUGCUGCCGGAGAUGGAUAUAGGAGACUGGUUGAUUUUUGAGAAUAUGGGUGCUUACACACUGCCUGUGGCGUCUCCAUUCAAUGGCUUCCCUGUUCCCAAAGUGCAUACUGUGAUUGACGUCCAAGGCUGGCUGCUGCUCAAAGACCGACUACCCAUGAUGGAGAAUCAUUUUGUCAUUGGAAACACACCAGCAAAUCUACACAUGGGUCUAUCCAUAGAUGGUCAAGGCAACAUUGAUGAGUGGGAUGAAGUUCACAUGCCUGUUUCAUCUUCUGAUGAUGAGAUUAUGGAUGAUCACAUGUCACAGCCAACUGUGGGCUCAAGCAUCGUAUAUCCAUUCCUUCAGAUGGGACAAGUCAAUUAGGAUCGGAUGGAGGCGUCUCUGCACCUCAGU